Messenger RNA from Darwinula stevensoni, 1192 nucleotides. The record is from the annotation of a GenBank genome assembly. NCBI's taxonomy places the organism in Eukaryota, Metazoa, Arthropoda, Ostracoda, Podocopida, Darwinulidae.
CAUUGUAUGUGAAAACUUUCUUAGUUGUCUUCCUUUUUUAGGUGAGCCAUAUGAAGCUGCAAUUGAAACAAGUAAAUCUGUGAUAUUGUUCCCCCAUUAAAAUGGACUUUGCCAGAGGGCAGCUCUCCAAGUAUGGUUGGAAAGAAGGCAAGGGGUUGGGGAAAGAUGAGGCAGGGAUAAAGGAGCCUCUGAGGCCCAAGUUGAAGUUUGACAAUAGUGGCAUUGGUCAUGAUCCAUGGAAGGAGUUGACAUCAAACUGGUGGAGUGAUGUCUAUGAUUCUGCUGCAGCAAAAGUCACUGUCUCCCCAGCUCAUGAUGGGAAUUUGGUCAUCAGAGCAAGGAUGAAGAAGAAGAAGCGAGAAAAGGAAGCACCAACCUUCCAGAAUGGAGGCAAGGAGACAAAGAAGUCUUUGUACAAAAACUUUGUCAAGAAGGAGACACUGCAUGAAUUUGGUGUUGUUGAAGUAAAUGGUUCCAAAGAUGGCCAUGAACAUGAGCAGCCCACAACCUCCAAGAUUGCACUCCCCUCUGAUGAGGAUAUCUUGGAGAAAUGCAAGGGACGCACCAUGCACAGAGGUGCCCGACACGGACUGAAUCAGACAGGGAAGCUGAAGAGGCUGAACUUGCAGGAGAGAAGGGAUGUUUGCAAAUCAUCCUGACAAUGAGGAACUUUUGUUUAAGAUUUGUCCCUCCUUUUCAGUGGGAUAUGUUUUUGAAACAAGAUGGCAUAAGUUAUUCAUGCGCAUAAUACAUUUUGGGUGGCAUCCCAUCAUUUUAUAAGGAUUUAUGCUUCACUUUGUAAUAUAGUUCUUCACACUCUGAUGAGGGCACAUAUCCUCACUACCGCAUGCAGGGAGGGCAUAUAUGAGAAGCCUCUCUCCCACAUGCAGAAUUUGGUCCUUAUGAACUCCUUCAUGCAAGAAAGAAUCUUCAGAGCUCUCACUUGCCUACAAUGCUCUUAAGAUGGAUGGAGUUCACUUGCUGCAAAAUAGGUCCAUUCUCAGAUUGUCCACUGGCCCACUGUGUUGUCCGACUGGGGAUUCAAGACACACUAUGUGCCAGGGCAAGACGAGGACACAGUAAGGAAAAGUGGACAGCUAUUGCCACUCAGCGUGGGAACUGGGGGACUCUUCCCCUCUACUCCUUACAUCAUAGCAGGGCACGAGGAGGACUCCACGACUGCUACUCAUAG